Messenger RNA from Cyprinodon variegatus (sheepshead minnow), 1308 nucleotides. Its product is annotated as monocarboxylate transporter 10-like. Gene Ontology annotation, biological process: transmembrane transport. Gene Ontology annotation, molecular function: monocarboxylic acid transmembrane transporter activity. Lineage: Eukaryota; Metazoa; Chordata; Actinopteri; Cyprinodontiformes; Cyprinodontidae. The transcript is spliced from 3 exons. The coding region runs from base 17 to 619 and encodes 200 amino acids. The record is from RefSeq and is a predicted model, not a curated record.
GACUUCUCCCCUCCAGAUGAAUCACGUGCAGGAACGUUUUGGAGAGGACACAAACAAAGAGAUCCUGCUCUUGUGCAUCGGCAUCACUUCCUGCUUGGGGCGGUUUAUCUUCGGCAGCGUGGCGGACUUCGUCAAGGGAUCCAAGAAAGUGUACCUGCAGGUCAUUUCUUUCCUCAUCAUCGGCGUCAUGUCCAUGAUGAUCCCCGUGUGCCAGAUCUUUGGAGGGCUGAUUGCCGUGUGCCUCCUGAUGGGGCUGUUUGACGGCUGCUUCAUCUGCAUCAUGGCCCCCAUCGCCUUCGAGUUGGUCGGAGCCAAAGAUGUUUCUCAGGCCAUCGGCUUUCUGCUCGGCCUGAUGUCCGUUCCCAUGGUUGCAGGUCCUCCAAUCGCAGGGUUCCUGAGGGACAAACUGGGAAGCUACGACGUGGCCUUCUACCUGGCAGGCAUCCCCCCCAUCAUCGGGGGGCUGGUGUUGUGCCUUAUACCCUGGGUGGAGGCCAGGAACAAGAGGAAGCAAAAGGAGGAGGGCCUGAGCAAAGAGCAGGGCGUCAGCCAGAAGAUGAUAGAGGAUGAGAAGCAUCAGGAAGAAGCUAAGAACAAAAUAGGAGAUUCUGUUCUCUAAGGAACUCCAUAUGCCCCCAAAAACCCCCAAACAAACUGAAGAGACAAUCAUUUGGUCAGCCUGGGGGGUCAGUGCUGACCAGCAGUGUUAAAAUGCUUUUCCUUUGUGUUUUUAGACAAAAUUUUAAUGACUUCCUUGGAUGAUGAAAUUCCAAAGCCAUACAUAUCGAAGUUAAAGUGUUUGAAUGAAAGCUGAGAGAAAUGUGAUCCUGAUCCUUAGACCUCACUAUAAAGCUGCUCACUCAGUCCUCAGUAUCUUUACCAACUUCCACAAGUUUCGCCUGGCAGCUUAAUCUGCAAAAAAGGCUCUGCUUGACACUACCAUGUAGCUGAAACAUGUGGCAUAAUCCAAGCAUCAGGAUUAAACAAGGGGAAAGAGUUCAGCUCGCUUUCUGCUUUGCUUUAUGUCAGGAUGAAGGAAUGGGCUCCUGAGCCUCUUACUUAACGGGCUCCUCUGUGUUUCGCUCAGGGGCCGCUCAUAUCUGAAAGGGACAUUCGUUAACCAGAGAAAUCUCUGAGAUUUAUCUUAAUUUGUGACAUUUUCGAGGUAGAUUUUCCCCCACAGGCUAUGAUGGCGGUUAACUGGAGGUUUGUGUCUCUAACUGAUCCGUCCCAUCAGCUCAUGCUGCAUCCAGAUAUACAUCCUGGUCGUCCUCCAUUUUAUUUUGUAAAAAAGACCCAAAUUACAUU